Homarus americanus (American lobster) is the source of this 3591-nucleotide messenger RNA. Its product is annotated as CAP-Gly domain-containing linker protein 3-like. The record is from RefSeq and is a predicted model, not a curated record. The transcript has 14 exons. NCBI's taxonomy places the organism in Eukaryota, Metazoa, Arthropoda, Malacostraca, Decapoda, Nephropidae. The coding region runs from base 57 to 2738 and encodes 893 amino acids. Gene Ontology annotation, molecular function: protein binding.
GGGGAAGGACGUGUUACUCGUCUUGCUCUUACUCUGGAAUAGCUAUUCGGGAGGUGAUGGUGGUAGUGAGUGUGGGUGAUGGAGGGGGGGAAGGGGCGGGCGCUCCCGGCCCCGCCCCUGCCUUAGCCCACUACCCGGCUCAGUAUACCCCUCGGUACCCGGGCCCCCGGAAGUUCCCACCCAAGGGCGAUUACCCACCUGCCUACGAUAGUGACUCCAACAGUGACCACAGUAGCAGCGGGCGAGGCAGUGGAGGCAGUGACCUGGGUAGUGAGGUGGACAGGGAGAGCACGCGGCUGGAAGACAGUGGGAGGUAUAGUGCUGAUGGGUGUGAGACUGACCUCCAGCCUCCCCCCUUGUCCUCCGUCACCGCCGCCCACAACUCUCCACACAAACGCCUCCCCCACAACAACAGUGACAACAGCAAGCCCAGCCAUGUGGCCCCCACGCAGGCUCAGACACCCUCUAGCAACAAGAGUGACAACCAGGGGCGGGAGGACCAGAUUAAGGGACACAGGCGGGCCCCUAGGAGCGCCCCUGUAACCCACCCGCCUGUGGAUGCGCCCCUGUGUGUCCAGUGUGCCCGCAGGGAUCUCGCCUUCUUCGACCCUGGUUGUAGUGGAUGUGCUGCCCUCUUGAGGCGGCUCACGACCACACCCUCACACCUGUUCGCAGUCAUGAGGCAGUGGGUGCCGCAGGUCCAGCACAACAUACAUCACUUGAUUGGCCAGCUGCUGAGUAUGGGCUGCCACGUAGACGACCGUGACGCACUGACAGACAUGACCCUCCUCCACUACGCCGUCAAGGCUGGCAGUAACGGCGUCGGCGACCCAGCCACCGCCCUUCAGGUGGCGAAGCAGUUGUUGCGGGACGGCGCGGACGUCCACCAGAGAUGCCGAUGGACCCACAUGACAGCCUUGCACUACUCUGCCUACUUCGACGUGGCCCCCGUACUAGACCUUCUGCUCCGGGAUCCUCAGGGAGUGUGUAUAAACGAUGCGUGUCUGGAGUACUCUGGGGGCGCUCCUCUGCAUAUCGCAGCAGCCAACCUGAGCCUGGCAGCUGUGCGCGUACUGCUGCAACAUGGCGCCCUACCCACCCUCACCGACACCCAGGGACGCACACCCUUCCAGUGCAUUCCAACCCCGGACCAGUACGAGUUGGUCCCAGAUGUGCAGGAUGUCAUCGCUAAGUUGCGCUCCUGCCUCUCUCCCACGGCCUCCCACGUGCACAUGGCCGCCCACGCCUACACCGCCCACAACAGCAGCAGCCAGGGGUCAUCAGGCAAGGCAGUGCUCAAGGCAAUGGGACUCAAACUUUGUGACCGCGUCCUGAUUAGUGGGGUCAAGACAGGCACCCUCAGGUUCGUGGGUACGACGGAGUUCGCGACGGGGCUGUGGGCGGGGGUGGAAUUGGAGACACCCACAGGUCGCCACAACGGCACUGUCAAGGGCGUCAUGUACUUCCGCUGCGCCAAGAAUUAUGGUAUCUUCGUGCCUGUGAAUCGCCUGACAAAGAUCCCCCACGUUAACGGUGGUCGUCAGGGUCGCUCCACGUCUGUGUCUCAGCGACAGAGGGCCAAAACCAUGUCUCGUCGUUCUGUCUCCCUUCCCCCGGGGCGCGUCAACCAUGGCCGCGUUGACGUCUCGAGGGUGUCGUCCCGAGUGGCUCAGGAUAUACACAACACAACCCGCAAGAUCGUGGUGGGUGACCGCGUGUACGUGGACAUGGGGAUGGGGAGCGGGUCGACGCGGGUGGUUACAGGUGUCGUGAGGUAUACAGGAGGUGUGCACUUCGCCUCCAGCUUCUGGGUGGGUGUGGAGUUGGACGUGCCUCGUGGCACCAAUGACGGCUCCGUCAACGGCACAAGAUACUUCACCUGCAGGUCACAACACGGCAUCUUCGCCUCCCCCUCCAGAAUCAUCAAGAUCAGCACAGAACAAAACGUAGACGGUAGCUUGGAUUUAUGCGAACCGUCGACUCUUAGAUUCAGCCGACACUCGCUCAGCUCAGGACAUGGCUCCAACACCACCAUCAACAUGAUCUCCAGUGGCUCCCUCAGCCUCGGCUACCCGGCUCCCAUCAGCUAUAGUUCUCAUGGCCCUAUGAGUCUCGGCUCAAGUGGCACCAUAAUGGGUGUGGGCUCCAGUUCCACCAUUAACUUAGACUGUAAUGGAGCCAUGACUCAGAAUAUGAAUGAGUGUUGCGCGACCUGUUCAUCAUCAUGUCAUCUGCUAGACAACCAGGUGUAUGGGUCAGUCAAAAGUGCCCAGUCGGCGAAGACGGCUAUUUACCCACCCAACACCUCCAUGACCAGCCUCAACAGGUCCUUCUCCGCCCGCUACGUGACGUCAAGGCAGCGUCAGGAGGAGUUGGAACGCGCAGCGGAGGAGAAAAAGAAGGAGCAGACCUGGUAUGAUCCCCCAGUACUGCCCGUCACGCCCAAGGCCCAGCGUAAGAAGCGAGAGAAUCAACAUUGGCUCGAAAUCGGGCACAAUGUCUUCUACAAGAACGAAGUUGGGGUGAUCAAGUAUAUUGGUCAGGUAGACUUUGAGGCUGGGACUUGGCUCGGGGUGGAGCUCCGGGCAGCCAAGGGGCGGCAUGACGGAACUGUGAGGGGGCGACGAUACUUCUCCUGCCGCCCACGCCACGGCGUCAUGGUUAAGCCCAGCAAGGUCUACGUCAGGGGCAUCAAUGGCGCCAAGCUUGUUAAACCUGAAGAUGACUUCGAGGAAUAGUUGUGUUUAUUAGAGUUCAUUAGUUCAAGUAUUGCAGGAGAGUAUGCUCUACCUUGAAUAGUAGUGUAUCAAUUCGAGGUGUAAGCUUGGUUAUCACAUCUAGAAGUGUGUGUACCAGUUCGAGGAGUAGCAUACUCUUUAACUCGAACAGUUGGGUGUAUGCUUUAGAUCAAGACACAUGUCUAUUCAUCAGGAGUCAUGUGUGAAUGGAUAUACAUGCCUUAGGAGUGCUGAUGGUGUACUAGGUCCAGGAGUAGACCGCGUCCCAUAGAUGUUGGUAAACAGCUGUUAAAGGAGAUAACGGUGAGUUUAUUACGAUACCUGGGGAAGCUCUGGAUUAUACAGUAAAAAAUUGCAGACUACUUUUUAACCAGGUUGACAGGAACUGUCGUUGUUCAUUUAUUACCUAGCACUGUAGCAUCUAGGUUUUCAUUGCUGCAUAGCCAGGGUAUGAUAAUGUGGAAUUGUGGAAAGCAUAAUUGCUCUCUAUUCAUACAUCUUUUUUUUAUAAAAUAUUUAACUUAUGAUAUUAAUAAUUUCAAUUUGUGUGCGUAUAUCAAUAGUAAAUAUCACACGGUUUUAUUAUUCGUAAUUAUGUGAAAGUACAAUGACAACCAUUCCUAAAAUGCCCAUCCGUAAGUAUAAGUCACACACCACAGCAUUGUUGAUGGUGCUGCAGUGUUGAUGCUUUAUCUUAGUCGCCCACUGUGCGAUCGACAUAACAAUGGCAGUAUCGCCAUAGACAACACUUACUACAUGUACUCUACAAUGUCUUUUUUUUUUACGUAAGGAAAAUUACUGUUGUUGCACAUAUGUAUAGAUUUAAAAGACCUAUAUUGUUACUAUAUAUAUA